AUGGAGGGCUCCAUAGUGCGCGCGGUCGUGCGCCUCGACCAGUGCUGCAGGGAGGUCAUGGAUGCGGCGCGCGUGAUGGGGGACACGGCGCUGUUCCAGAAGAUGCAGGACGCCAGCGCAGCCAUCAAGAGGGACGUCGUCUUCGCCGCGUCGCUCUACGUGUCGUGA
Messenger RNA from Monoraphidium neglectum, 168 nucleotides. Its product is annotated as antiviral helicase SKI2. The transcript is spliced from 2 exons. The coding region runs from base 1 to 168 and encodes 55 amino acids. The record is from RefSeq and is a predicted model, not a curated record. NCBI's taxonomy places the organism in Eukaryota, Viridiplantae, Chlorophyta, Chlorophyceae, Sphaeropleales, Selenastraceae.